Messenger RNA from Haliaeetus leucocephalus (bald eagle), 8086 nucleotides. It is a transcript of the gene TLCD5, whose product is annotated as transmembrane protein 136. The coding region runs from base 254 to 1150 and encodes 298 amino acids. The record is from RefSeq and is a predicted model, not a curated record. Gene Ontology annotation, cellular component: membrane. The transcript is spliced from 3 exons. NCBI's taxonomy places the organism in Eukaryota, Metazoa, Chordata, Aves, Accipitriformes, Accipitridae.
UCUCUCCGGGACGCGUGAGAUGACUGGAGCGGGUCCCGGGUGCGUGGGACCGAUCUCCCGUGCCCACAGACUAAAGCGAUGAUGCCCUGGGUGGGUGCGUGUGCCGGGUGAGAACCUGACCUGCCUCUCGUUCGGGGAGCGACAGCCUCCCGGGCGCUGAAGCCAGGUCCUCCCCGCCUGACAGAGACCCGCCGGGUAGAGCAGUGGGGGCCAGACCCCGAGGCCGCCAGCCCCUCGGCUGGGUUUAGGAGCCAUGCGGCCCCCUCCUUCCCUCCCUCUCUCCUUCCCGCCGCCCUUGCCGUCCCUCCUCCUCGCCAGCAGGUGCCCCUCGGCCGCCGCCGCUUCCUCUUCCCGGGUGGCGGAGGUAGGCCGGGCCGGCCCGGGCCGGCCCCAGCAGCGGCGUCCCUUCAGGAUGCUGUUCGCUCUGCCUCUGCGGGUAGCCUACAGUCUGCUUGCCUGGCUCUCUCUGUAUGCUUGGUUCUGCCAUCGCUACAAGCACCGGAAUUAUGAAUGGAGCUGCAGGCUGGUCACACUGACCCAUGGCAUCCUUGCUACCUGUCUCUCUGCUUACAUUGGCUUUAUUGAUGGUCCCUGGCCUUUGAGUCACCCAGGAUCACCAAACACAACUCUUCAGGUACAUGUGCUGUGCCUUAGCUUGGGCUACUUCCUCUUCGACCUUUGCUGGUGUGUGUACUUCCAGGCAGAGGGUGCCCUGAUGCUGGCCCACCAUCUGGUGAGCAUCUUGGGCAUCACAGCAUCGUUGGCACUCGGGGAGUCGGCUGCAGAGGUCAAUGCCGUCAUCUUUGGUAGUGAGAUCACUAACCCGCUGCUGCAGGCCCGCUGGUUCCUGAAGGAGAUGGGAUGUUACCACAGUUUCACAGGCGAUGUGGUGGAUUUCUUCUUCGUGGUCCUCUUCACUGGAGUGCGGAUUGGAGUGGGGGCCUGGCUGAUGUACUGUGAGCUUGCUUCUCCCAAGCCCAGGUGGUACAUUAAGCUGGGUGGUGUCAUCAUGUAUGCUGUCUCCUGGGUUUUCAUGGUCAGCAUCUGUCGCUUCGCUAGGAGGAAGAGCAUGAAGAAGUACCGUGCUUGGAGGAGUCGGAGGAGUGAUGAGUUACACUUGAAAACUAAUGGACAUCUGAAAAACCACUGACUGGAUGCUGAGUAAAGACUUCCUCGAGUUCACAAUCUGGCAAGAAGGGGAUCGUGCCUGAAAUGCCACUGUCGGGAGAGGAGCCAACACACGUUAGCAAUUCUGGAGCCAGAUUUAUCCCUGGCAUAACUCCACUGAAAUCCAUGGAGCUAUGCCAUGGAUUCAUUGGACCUGCAGUGUUUGGCCUGGCAGAGGCUGGCUCAGUGUGUACGUAAGCAUACGCUAAAUGAUAUGAGUGAAAGAAGGGCUAAUUUUACAGACUAAACUUAACUAGUCCAGCAGUGCAGGUGUAAAUAGCAAUGUUAGUAGCUAACUCCUUCAGCGCUGGUAGAAUCUUGGAAGAGAGGAGAAAAUAACAAUAGAUCUUCAUGUUCAGUGUCCUGUACCAUCUAGACAGCUAGAGUGACUCUUCAUACUGCUAGGAAGAAGCAUGUUCUAGUGUUUCAUUGGAGUUGGGAUUCCUGGCUCUUCCACCAACUCGUUAUGUGACCUUGGGCAAGUCAUGUAACUCUAACUCUGUGCCUAAUUUCCCCAUCUGUGAAUUGGGGGUGAUGGAGCUGAUCCAUCUGUGUUAUGCACUUUCAAAUCUUUACUUGAGAGGUGCUAUAUAAAUGCAAAAUGAUGGUUGUUACCUGCACUUUGUUCAUUAUCCCUGUGUUUCCUUUGGGAGAAACGAUUUUGGUGGUUGAGCUAGAGUGUGACUCUAGAAAGAACAGGUUUUUUAGGUAGGUUAUUGUUUCCUAUCCUUGCUAAUUCCUUUUAAUAACUUAUUUAAUAACAUAUUGAUAACUUGGUUUUCAGUAGUGUCCAGAAGCUCUAAUUAGCACUGGCGCCUUGCAGGACUAGGUGCUCUGUAUUCACACCCAAAGACACAGCCCCUGAUAGGAAACACUUUUCUGACUUUUUAUCUCCUCUUCAUCCCUGACUGUUAAACCUCCACCCACACCCUCCAAAUACUGCUUUUAGCUCUUGAGUGACCAACACUCUCUGUUAUGAGAAGCCCCACCAGGACUUGCCAGUAAGUGGUUUUCUGGCUGAUGGACCAAGCCCUGAUUUGUCUGCAGAAUGCCAAAAUUCCCUCUGCUGUGCUUAUUGGCCCAAAUGCAGGCAUAGUGUGGAGCCAGCCUGAGACCAAAUGGCAUGCCUUGAGAUUGUCAGGCAAAUACCUUCCCCAAGCUGUAAGUAACUUUUAAAAAUAAGAACAGUAAAUGCAGGGUGUUUUACUGCAGCAAUCUGCAAACAAUCUGUACUUGCCGGUUUGGGCAAUCUAAAGGGAACAGGGUCCAGAACCUGAUUUGUAGUGAAGGCUGUAUAUUUCUCUUGCCCUUGAAAGUGUCACCCUGGAUUCAGGCAGCAUAUCUGAACCUAGAGUCUGCCACAGUGCUUGGGGAUAGUGGGGUACUGUAGGUGAAUGUCUGGGAGCUCUAUGGAAAAAUGAUUGAAAAACACUUGAAACUAGCAUUGAUGUUUUUCCCCAGGACCAUAGAUACCAGUUUUCACAAGAGUGUUUCCUCUGAUCCAAAUUGGGAUUUCUGGUUGAAGAGUGGCCAACAUGCAUCUUCAAAAUACGGUGGCUAAGGUGGAAGAGCUACCCAGCUUCAAGUCUGUCCUCUGCUCUGUUCAAGCCAGAGACUUAACCUUGGCUCUCCAUCAUCUGAAUUGAUGCCUUGACCCCUGGGCUUUGAAUUCACUUCUGUCUCCCUGGUUGGAUCUGGGUCAUUUUGUAAAAGUGAGCAUUUUACAGCCUAAUAAUUAAAGGAGAGAGAGGCACAGAAUCUGGCCUUUUUUAAGCAAAAAAGUGAACCUCACUGGGAAAAAAAAAAUAAGUGUUACUUAUCUGGUCCCAUUUGCAGGGAAAAACUGUCCCCCAGUUGGCAGCUUCUGGUGUUUAUUUCACUGUAUGUUCUUAAGCGCUGUUCCUUUGUUAUUGCUGUCAUUAUUAUGAUCAUUUAUUUUGAGCCUCAGCACCAGGCCUCCAGUGCAGCUCAGGUGCCAGUUCUGCUGUGAGCCUUGCCUGUUGCAGCCAAAGACCUGAAGAGCCCAAAGCACUUCAGAUUAGCAGAGCCAACUGGUGGGUGAGCUGGUCCUGAAAAGGAAACUUGACUCAUUUAGCACAGCGCAGUGAUAUGACUAUUGAACCUUGAAGGGAGACAAGCAGGGCUGGUUGGGGCUUGCUGGUUCUUUCCCAGCUCUGCUGCUGCUGUUGGGCAUGUCAAAGAGCCUUUUUGCCUCAGCUUACCCACUUUAUUAAGUGGGUACAGUAUUAGCUACCUCGCGGGGUGUUUUAAUUUGUUAACAGUAAGCCACCUUUGAUGAAUACUUGGUGGUCUGUGUCAAGCUGUGCUGCAUAAAGGCAAAAUGCUGUUGCUUUGAGUGAAGCACUUCUCACUAUGACCCGUCAUCAAUGCUUUGUUACAUGAACAUGGCACUUCCCAGCAUCUGGCUUGCCUCACAAAAGCAGGAGUCCAAGGUGUUUUACAGUGGUGCUUAUGGGUAGGAGUCAAAAGGAGUAAGCUAGACACAUGUAAAAAUCAGCCAUGCUGCUUCUUGUUCAGGUGGACUCUCAGGUUGAAGAAAGGAUGUCUGGUGGGUUUUUUCUAGUAAGGAUUACAGUAAAUUUGGAGCCAAAAGAGUUUCAGCAGCCAGCCUGACCAGGGAAUAAGGGCUUUCAGCAACAAGUCCAAGUCCUGAAGAAAUGUAGGUGAAAACAGCCUGUCCAUUUCUCAGUGUGGCUGUUGACUUGCCCACCAAGAAGAGUUUCCUGAGCAGUUGUGAUGAUUUGGACUCUGACCUCUGCUGAGGUUUGGUAUGCAGCUUAAUGCAUAGUAACAGCCCUUCUGUGGGGGCUGUGCAGCCCAUACCUGCCCAAAUGAAUAAGAUGUCAGUUAGUGACUGCACUUAUCUAUGAAACACCUUGCGUGACGAUGUUUUGAAAGAUAAUGCACUUAAUGGCUGAGUGGUCCCCUUCUUUGAACUGGGGGGAAACUUGCUUGGAAGAAGUAGAGCACUGUGAUCAAUGUUGAGGCUUUAGAAGUUAAGCAAGGGCACCAGAAAAUAAAAGAGCAAUUAGGAAUAGCUUCAUGAGGUAGAGCUAGCAAUGAUGUCUCAGAGCAAGGUCUUGUAGUCUGUCUAGUGGGCUCCAGCAUAGAAUCACAGACCCAGAAGUAUAACUUUCAAGCUAUGGAGCACAUGGUGGGACCUGUCCUCAGGCUAGUCCAUAAUGGCUAGAGCAAAUUGUAAAAGGAAACUGCAGAACUAGUGUGAAAUAACAACUUGUGUUUGAAUUACUGUGUAAUAGCAACUAAUGUUCCACCAGUGAAUGGUGUAGAUGCUUUGUAUUAUGUUUUAUAAAAUAAAGAUUAUUUAAUUAUAUGAGGAAUUUGUUUUCUCUCUUUGGAUGCAAUUCUUAAGUUGUAUUGUGUAUUGUUGGAUGAGUUGGCAUUGCCGGUGUAGAUGAACAAAGUUAUGGUCGGUGGGUGCUUUUUAGGGAGUGAACCAACAACUUGUUAGCUUUCACCAUUAUUGCUUCUUAGACAUGUUAACAGGCAGAGAAACCACUCUUCUUUGCAAGGUUGUCCUGAGGAGUACUUGGUAGUUUGGUGUUUGCUAAUAGGUGCUUUCAGGUUGUUGACUGGCUGAGCAGGGUGCAUUUCUUCCACAGUGUUUGUUCCCAGGCCUUUCACGCGCCUAUCCUCAAGCAACUUGCAGAGCAAAAAUGUUUCCUUUGCUUUCCAUGCCUUGUAUGCUAAAGGAGAAGGUUUUCCUGUGUUUCCACACCAUGAACCAUGAGCUCUUCUCAUUCGUAAACUAAACAUUGUUGCCCAGGAAUUGCUUCAUUGGAACAUUUGAUGGGAAGAGAGUUUUUUUAGCAUUAUUUAAUAUUGCAUGGGGGUACUUGCAGCUGUAGAGAUGACCCAAAGUCAGCACUGUGCAAAGGUGCAGAUUUAGUCUGGGGUCUGAGUCAUGCUAGUCUGUCUCUCCACGUGCCUGCUGUGGUGUUAUUGCUUACGUACUGGGGAGCUGUCUUCAUUCAGAGCCAGAGAGAAACUGCAGGGCUGUGCAGCUGCUGGGAGCUGUGUAUAUCAUGUUCUGUUCACGCCCCAAAACUCCCUGGGCAGGACUGACUGUGCCACAUAAUCUGCUGUGGGAGAUGUGAGCUGCCAGGAGGAUGUUGUGCAGGCCUCAGGUCUUGUUUGCAUAGGGGCGUCUUUUGCCCUUUAUGCAGUAGCUUAGCACUGGGAAAGCCACCAACACACAGAACAGCUUUGUCAAGUGAUUUAGAAAGUUGUGCACUCCUUUUAAAAGCUCUGCUUCAAAGGAUGCUCCUAAAAUAAGAGGAGAGGAAAACAUUUCUUUCAGUGAUGCUUUCACUGACUGCAGUAAGAGAGCUAGGCACCAACAAGAAUUUCUGUGAACCAGGCACUGUAUAGACCCAGUACAGAACAAAGGCCCUGCCCUGCAUGGUCUGCGCCUGCAGCUCUGAGUGUGUAGCCAAGCCGCGCUCAGGAAAGACCUUAAGUGUUGUGUUGGUAAAGAAUAGCUACUCUGCUUUGCUUAUGGUCACAGCAUUUUGCCAGAGCACACCAGUAUGCCAAAAGUCUGUUUUCUAUAAAUAGUUAAGCCAAUUUAGUUGUUUGGAUGUAACCCUUAAAUCUACCUCAAAAUCCUCCAGUGCUGGGGAGCAGCUGUGUAGUGUUGAGCCCUCUAGAGAUGCUGGCCUCUUUACGCUCUACAAGCAGCAUGGCUGCAUGAUGAAGGGGUCUCAGGGACUGCAAUAAUUUAUGCUGGGGGUUUGUUUAACCUCUGAGGUAGUCCAGAAGCAGAGAAGAAAGUACAGCAGCAUUUUGAAGCUUUGCUUUACAGCUGCAAGCAUCUUCCAAGUUUCACAUCUUCAGGAACAACAUGCCAGAGUCUAGCCUUAACUCAAUGGGCAAAUAUGCUUUGACUGUAAAGAGUGAAAUCUGCCCCCUUACCCCCAAUUAAUUUCAUUUUUUGUCUUCCCAUUAUUUCUUUUAAAGCCGUUCCUUCCCUGCUGCCUGCCUUUUGUUUCUACUGCUGGCCCUGCAGUAAAGCUUUAUGAAAUUAACCUCCUCCUUCAGUCCUCUACCUUCUUUUUCUAGUUGAUCUCCUUAUUUGUGUUUGAAGAAAUUGCAAUCUUAUGAUAUUCAAGGCUUUAUUCCCUUGCAACAGUGGUCCAAGCACUGGUGUAAAAACAUAGCAUCUUAAGUCUUUGGAGUCUGUUAUUAGACUAAUACCAGUGCUGUCAGCAGGCCUGUUUCUUGGACAAAAAAGGAUGAGAGAAAGUUUUAAGCUUUAUGGAAGUCGUGGGUAUGUUCCUAACACUUGCAGGCUUUGUAUAGCUUGGCUGGAAGUAAAAUAAUGUCUGCUGCCAUUUCCAAAGAAAUCAAAUUUCAGAGAUGGAGAGGGAACCAGUCAGCAUUAGCUUUGUGCUGCAUGAGCAAUUUCUGGGCAAGGAGCAACUCUUUUUUGGUUAUACCAAUAUACCAACAGAUUUCUCUUUCCAAGUCAUCUUCAAUAUGUGGUCUAGUAAAUUCAUGUAAGAGAAGAUGUUAGCUUUUGCUGGCUUUGUCCUGUUUCCCUCAAGUUCCAGGGGAAGUUUGGCAGCUGAUAAAUUGGCAAUAUAAGGGAUCUUUAGAACAUGACUUUAAGAAGGAACUGAAGAGAUCAAGGUGUAUGGAAAAGCUUUUGCAAAGUAAGAACAGUUUGCUGGUAGUUAAUUUUGUAUGGGAAGGAGAAAGUGUUGGUUUCUGUGGCUUCUCAAAUGUUACAACAUACAGGUUUUCAGCAAUGCUUGUAUUAUGAUGUUGUUUGAAUUAUGUAUCAUGUCAGAAGGUUAAGAUCUGUUCAGUGUAACUGAUAAUCCUCAAAUGCGAUGAGAAAUAAUGUUAUUCUCCAUCUCUUUAGAUUUUACCCUAAUAAUAAAUAACUUUUUUCUUUUAACCCCCCCCCCCCCCCAAUCAGAGGACAUUGAUUCUAGCAGAGAGCAAGAAGGAAACUCAUGACAGAAUGUACAGCAGCUUCAUCUGUCCUUACAAAGGUUGCUGUUUUAAUUAUGCUGAUAUGGAAAGAAAGCUUAGUGCUAUAAAAAUGCUUACUGCAAUGUGGAUUAUCCAGGUUUAGGAACUGUAAUAAGCUGUCACAGUAGAAGCUCUGAUAGAUUAAGCUAUCUGUGUCUCAACUAAGUCAGCAAAGUAUUGCAUUUGUGUCCAAGUGACUUAAAAGCAUAGACCAGCCCUGUAUGCAUUUCCAGGAUUUCCAGUGAACUGCAUGCAGAACAAGCUGCCUGUCUGUAGGGAGCAAAUCAUGUGCCUAUUUUAAGGUAUGAGAUGGUAAAAGGCUUUGAAAUGCAUAGCAAUGUGAAGCACAGCACAAAUUCAUGGGGUUUUUUUUCAGAUUAGGGUUGCAUCCAGAUGUCCAUUAGUGGCCAUUGGAUUGGUCAUAUUGGUUUCUGAAGCAGGUUGCAUCCAUGUCGCAGUGAAGCUGGGUAGCAUCAGCAUAGCAUCUGGCUGGAAAAUGCAGUGGAUGGGCAAGGAGAUAGACAUGUGUCUGGAUUUGAUUCAGGGUAUCAUUACUAUCUUCAGCUCCCUCAAAAGUAGAAUCUCGGCAAAUAAUGAAAUCCCCCACACAUUCUCAGCUGGCUCAGAAGAAUCUCAUGCUAGAGCAGUUCCCCAGGAUCAAAGGGUGCUGAACUAAGCAGCAGCUGUCAGUGCUUAGGUGAGUUUGACUGGAUGGAAUUGCAGGGUACUACAAAAAAAUCAGGAAGGCAGGAAGGUUUAAGUUGUGCUAAGCUUGAGUGCAGAGCCAGGCUUACCCCAGUCCUGACACAAGGUCAAGGUCCUAUCCGUUCUUCGGGAGUUACAAAUUUAUAUGCAUAUUUGGGAAAUGAGCUGUCUUCUCUGUUAGCCUUGGGAAUCA